Molecule: messenger RNA, 1507 nt
Organism: Nanorana parkeri
Lineage: Eukaryota; Metazoa; Chordata; Amphibia; Anura; Dicroglossidae
Product: cytochrome P450 2A5-like
Exons: 9
Coding region: 2-1486 (494 amino acids)
Biological process (GO): xenobiotic metabolic process
Cellular component (GO): intracellular membrane-bounded organelle; cytoplasm
Molecular function (GO): heme binding; iron ion binding; oxidoreductase activity, acting on paired donors, with incorporation or reduction of molecular oxygen, reduced flavin or flavoprotein as one donor, and incorporation of one atom of oxygen
Source: RefSeq, a predicted model, not a curated record
AAUGGAGCUGGGAGUAACGGGCUCUAUAGCUCUAGCUGUCUGUGUCAGUCUUAUUGUAUAUUUUUUCUCAUGGAAGAAGAAGCUUAGGAGCAGAAAUCUACCCCCUGGGCCACCCACACUGCCCCUGUUAGGCACAAUUCUACAUAUGAGCACCACAGAAAUGCACCAGUCUUUAAAAAAGCUGAGUAAAAAGUAUGGACCUGUGCUCACCAUCUACAUUGGCAAUGAACCAAUGGUGGUCUUGGUUGGCUAUGAUUGUGUAAGGGAAGCUUUGAUAGAUCACAGUGAUGUGUUCAGCACAAGAGGAAAUACUUUCUUUGCCAAGGCAAUGUUAAAAGAUUAUGGAGUAGUACUGAGCAAUGGGGAACGCUGGCAACAGCUACGCCGAUUCUCACUGACCACCCUGAGAAAUUUCGGCAUGGGAAAAAGAGGAAUUGCAGAGCGGAUCCAGGAAGAGGCCCAUUUUCUGGUGGAGGAAUUCAAGAAAAAUGGAGAAAACUUGUUUGAUCCAUCGGACAUUCUUCAUUUGGCGGUCUCAAACAUCAUCUGCUCUAUUGUGUUUGGAGAACGCUUUGACUACAAAGAUGAAAAGUUCAUAAACCUUUUAUUCAUGAUGAAGGAAAUCUUAAACACCAUCGCCUCUAAAUGGGGUAUUUUGUUAAAUCUAUUUCCCAAAACAUCAUUGUACAUCCCGGGACCCCAUCAGAAAAUCUUCACAAACUUUCGGAAAGUGAAAAAUUUUAUUAUGGAGUCGGUAGAUCAUCAUAAGAAGACUAUUGAUAUGAACUGCCCACGGGACUUCAUUGACAGCUUUCUCAUAAAGAUGGAAGAGGAAAAGGAAAACUCAAACACUGAAUAUCACAUUGAUAACUUAUUUGCAACAGUGAAGGAUCUGUUUAAUGCUGGAAUUGAAACAACUGGUUCCACUCUGAAAAGUGCACUUCUCAUCCUGCUCAAGCAUGCAGAUGUGGCAAGAAAGAUGCAGGAGGAGAUAGACAACGUCAUUGGGCAGAGUCGAUCUCCUUCAAUGGAGGAUCGUAUUAGGAUGCCAUACACAGAUGCUGUGAUUCAUGAAAUCCAGAGAUUUGCUGACAUAGUUCCCUUGGGAAUUCCACACUCAGCCAGCAAAGAUACAGUAUUCCAAGGAUACAGCAUUCCAAAGGAUACAACUGUCUCCCCACUGCUUUCUUCCGUCCUAAAGGACCCUAAAUACUUUAGGAACCCAGAAAAAUUUGAUCCUGGACACUUCCUGGAUGAACAUGGCCAGUUUAAGAAUAACAAAGCCUUUAUACCAUUCUCUAUUGGGAAGAGAAAUUGUCUUGGAGAGGGUCUGGCCCAAAUGGAGAUCUUUCUUUUCCUUACCACCAUACUGCAGAAGUUAGAUUUUAAGACAAACAGAGCUCCAGAAGAUAUUGAAAUAACCCCAGAACCUGGUAAAAAUGGUGUUAUAGUCAGAUCGUACCAAAUGUAUGUGGAACCACGAUGAUGACACCAUGGAGAGGAUAAU